AUGACUUGUAAGCUUGCAGUGAAUGACCAGAUUUUACUUACUCUCAUGAGGCUUAGGUUAGGGUUGUUGCUUGUAGAUCUCGCAUUCCGCUGCCAGGUCUCUGUAGGUUUGGCAAGCAAGAUUUUCAAGUUUUGGAUUCAAGUACUUGCAGAUAUUUCGCGCAAGUACCUGGUUAUGUGGCGACCACAAGAGACGAUAGCCUCAACACGUCCGUCAGUGUUCGCAGAUUUCCCACGUACAACAUGCAUAAUCGACUGUUUCGAAAUAUUUGUUGACAGGGCACAAAACAUGCUAAAGAGAGGGCGGACGUACAGCCCCUACAAAAGUCACAAUACAGCCAAAGUUCUCCAUGUGAUCGCACCAAAUGGCUUUAUAAUGUUUAUCUCAAAAGCCUACGGAGGCCGUGCAAGUGACCGGUUCAUAACCUCAGACUCUAGGCUGCUGAGAUAUCUUCUGCCAGGGGAUCAAAUCUUAGCAGAUAAAGGCUUUACCAUUGAAGACAUGCUGCCUUAUGGAGUUAAACUGUCACUUCCUUCAUUCAGAAAGCAGAAAAAGCAGCUCUCGGAUGCUGAAGUGGUUUACUCGCGUCGCUUGUCUAAACUGCGCAUUCAUGUAGAAAGGUCCAUAAGCCGCGUGAAGUGUUUUCGGUUUUUGAAGUAUAUACCCUCGUCAAUCUUUGCAAGAAGCAAUUGUAUUGACAACACCUUGACUGUCAUCGCAGGGAUCUGCAAUCUGCAGCCAUCGCUUAUUAAGGAAGACUGA
This is a messenger RNA of Ixodes scapularis (black-legged tick), 762 nucleotides long. RefSeq lists its product as uncharacterized. The coding region runs from base 1 to 762 and encodes 253 amino acids. The transcript has a single exon. Lineage: Eukaryota; Metazoa; Arthropoda; Arachnida; Ixodida; Ixodidae. The record is from RefSeq and is a predicted model, not a curated record.